AUGAUCAUUCCAGAAGCUGGGUCUGGGUACCUUAGAGCUUGGCACCAUUCACAAUGUCCCAAAAAAAUGAGCUGUCACACCAUUGCUUCCCAGAUUUUGGUGGCCAGCUGGCAUUCCUUUGAGUCCUCCGAGCAAAGGGGAGACCUACAUGUGUUUUGUUUUAUUUUGAUCAAAGAAAUCCAGCUGUGGCAGAACAGGUUCCGUGAUCUGUAUCUAAAUGUCAGUCAACAGAGAGGAAAGACCCUUUUCCUUAAAGCUUUUCAAGCUGAACCAGCCUUGCGUGGAUGGCUCUUCUCCCACCAGAACAGAAUCGCGCUAGUUGGCCUUGAGUAA
Molecule: messenger RNA, 333 nt
Organism: Pipistrellus nathusii (Nathusius's pipistrelle)
Lineage: Eukaryota; Metazoa; Chordata; Mammalia; Chiroptera; Vespertilionidae
Source: the annotation of a GenBank genome assembly